AUGUUGAAGUGGGACACUCUUUCUGGGCGGUUCGCUCGCAGCACGGAGAGGUAUUGCAUUACUAAAUCAUCAACUGAGCCAAGUCUCAAAGACCAAAUAGAGAUAUUACGCAAUGAGAACGCUACUCUGCUACAGAAACUGAAGCUAUCGGAGGAAUACAGUGCUGAAGUGUCUCAGCGGAAAACAGAACUGGAAUUUGAAGUAUCCAAUCUUCAGGAUGCGAUAAACGCCUCAAACUCUAUUAUCAGCAACUACCAGCAAGAAAUCCAGCAAUGGACUUCUACUGUCAAGUACUAUGAGGCAUACUGCCAUCAAUGCACGGAUGAACUUAAUCAAGUGAUAUCCUCCUUGCAGCGCUUAAAGGAUUGUUUUGCACCUAUUAUGUGUGGAGAACUGCAAGACUUAAUAUGCGUAUCAUUUCUUUUCAUUCUGUAUGGAUAUAAUGAAAACAAAGACGCUAUAUCUACUCCUGUUUACCUUAUUACGCCUCGGGCAACUUAUACGGAUGUAGAAAGGCACUGGCUUUUCACAGUGCACGGGCAUGUGGUGAUGUCAAAAAAACAUGGGAUGGCCCAAUGGUCAGUAGCCUUAUAG
Aspergillus oryzae RIB40 is the source of this 594-nucleotide messenger RNA. RefSeq lists its product as uncharacterized. The record is from RefSeq and is a predicted model, not a curated record. Lineage: Eukaryota; Fungi; Ascomycota; Eurotiomycetes; Eurotiales; Aspergillaceae. The transcript has 3 exons. Bases 1 to 594 code for a protein of 197 amino acids.